Molecule: messenger RNA, 2636 nt
Organism: Prinia subflava (tawny-flanked prinia)
Lineage: Eukaryota; Metazoa; Chordata; Aves; Passeriformes; Cisticolidae
Product: serine/threonine-protein kinase PAK 3-like
Exons: 7
Coding region: 341-1141 (266 amino acids)
Biological process (GO): regulation of MAPK cascade; intracellular signal transduction; protein phosphorylation
Cellular component (GO): cytoplasm
Molecular function (GO): ATP binding; protein serine/threonine kinase activity
Source: RefSeq, a predicted model, not a curated record
CAAAAGGUGUGUAAGCGAUAAACAAAGUCUAUUUGAGAAGUCUGUGGGUGCAGAGAGUGUUGUUAGCAUUUUGUGGUUGAUGGUUUGGAUUCCCUUUUUACCCAGGUGACAAGGCGUCCAGGCUCAUGAGCGCACGGGAGAAAGAGGCUCAUGUAAUGUGUGCUCCUAACAGCUUUCAACAUCAUUGUAGGUGGCCAUAAAAGAACUUAAUCUCCAGCACCAGGGUGUCGAGGAAGUGUUAAAAGAAAUCCUGGUCUUGAAAGAAAAAAGAAACCCCAAUAUUGUCACCUACCUACAAAGCUACCUUGUCAAUGGGGCUGUCCUGCUGGUGCUGGAGUACAUGGACGGAGGCUCUUUAGCUGAGGUUGUCAGAAAGAAAAGGAUGGAUGUAGGACACAUAGCAACAGUCUGUCGCGAGUGCCUGCAAGGCCUGGCUUUCCUUCAUGCCAACCAGGUGAUCCACAGGGACAUCAAAAGUGACAACAUCCUUCUGAGCCGGGAUGGCGCCGUCAAGUUGGCUGAUUUUGGCCUCUGUACUUGGCUCACCCCUGAGCACAGUAAACGGAAGUCCGUGGUCGGCACCCCUCGCUGGAUGGCACCCGAGGUGGUGAGAGGAGAGCCAUACGGCCCCAAAGUGGACAUCUGGUCCCUUGGCAUCGUAGGAAUACACAUGGCCAAAAGAGAGACUCCUUACAUUCGUCUAAACAGUGCCAGGGCUAUGUAUCUGAUAAGCACGCAGGGGGCACCAGAUGUGCACACGCUCAGGCUGCCCGCUGUCUUGCGUGACUUUCUGUGCUGCUGCCUGCAGAUGGAUGUGGACAGGCGAGGCUCUGCCAAGGAACUUCUGCAGCAUCCAUUUCUCAAAUUAGCGGAGCCUCUCUUCAGCCUCUUCUGGCAGCCUGAUUGCUGUCAUCCCUGCAGCAAAGUAGUGCAGGCAGCACAAGGACACCUCAUGAGUUGGAGAAAAGAGCCUCUGAGGACAGGAAGAAAUCUUGAGGAGAGAGGGGCCAGGAAACAGGCAGCCAUCAGAGCGGGAAAGGAAAGAUCACAUGGACCCCUGCCAUGUAAGUCUCCACUCCAGGUGCUUUUCAAAUUAAAACAAAGGAAAGCUGCAGUGAAGCAACUGAGGAAGAGGAGAUGACCAGGAGCAGUUCGGGAUUUCCUUCUCCAAUGCCAGCUUGGAGAUGGACUCAGAAUAAAAAUCCUAGAAACCCCCAAGCUCUGUUGGAGGGGUUUGGAUUGCCCCCUUGGUCACCUUAUCUGUUGCGGUGUGCGUUUCCCAGGAUGCGCUGCCAGCAUUGGGGUGCGUCACAUUCCCCCCGGGGAGACUCUUUCUCCCCGCUCAGGAACUCCGACGGUCUCAGCGGUUGCUUUUGGGGUGCAGAGAUGAAGCAGAGGCGAGACGGGUCUUGGGGUAAACUGAGGAGAUUUAUUAAAGGUACAACUGAAGAAUAAAAACUAAAAGCUGAACCCCAAGGACCGGGAGCACAUGUCUUGCCGUGGAUUUUAUAGACAGGGCAAUACAAAGCAAACAACCAAUGAGAAUGCACUCAGGGAGGAGUCCAAGGCAGGGAUACAGAACGAAAUCCAAUGGGAAUAGCAAAAGCAGUGUAACGAUACAAAACAGCAAAUGAUAUAUUGAGCGAGGGAAGAUUGGCAAGGAAAAUACUAGCAACAGAGGCAGGGAUACAGAGAAUUGACACACAAUGGCAUGUAUAAUUUAAAUCAUAACACACAAAUGAAAUAGAAAGCUAGCCUGAAAACUCAAAGCAAAAACCCACACCACAACACAUCAUUGCAGCAUGUUUUGCCUAACAAACUAGAACAAGCUAAACUGAGUCACUCCUUUUUCACCAAAAUGCUGGGGCCUUGGUAAGACUUUUCAGAUUAACUCCAGCACAAGCCUCUAAUAUCAUUUCUAUAUGCCCUGACUGCCAGUAUUGCUCCCUUCCUAAUGUGAACACAGGGGUCAUUCCAAGAGGUCUACAAAGCCUACAGAUUUGGCAAACAGAUGUGACACACAUUCCUGAAUCUGGCCGCUUGAAAUUUGUGCAUGCUUCUAUUGAUGCCUUUUCAGGUGCUCUGUUUGCCUCAGCUCCCACGGGAGAGACAGGGAGAGACACUUGAUGUCAUUUUGCUGCUGCCUUUGCCACCUUAGGAAUUCCACAACAGAUUAAGACAGAUAAUGGCCCACAUACAUUUCCUGUAGAACUGCAAACUUCUUCUCCUUAUGGGCUAUCACUCACCAAAGGGGCAUACCUCACUCACCCACAGGACAAUCAAUUAUAGAACGGACCCGGCGCCCAUGGCGUUCUCAAACGUCUUCUGGUACAACAAAAGGGGGGAGCUGGGGACACUCCUGCUGAAAGAUUAUGCAAAGACCUGUAUGUUUUUAAUGUCUUGAAUUGUUCAGUGGCAGACUUAAAUCCCCUCAAGUUAUUGAACUUGCUACUGUUGUCAGAGCUUUUCAAAAUUUUUCUGUUCUUUUUAAUCUAGUAAGAGAUUCAGUUUAUGUUGCAAAAUUGUGAGGCCUCAGCCCUGAAAAAAAGUGUAAAAAACCUGGAAACAGAUGAUAGAUUUGAAUUGCUGAAUAAACGCCUAAGAAGCUAAAGACUCCAUAAAUAGAUUAGAAAUUU